GAUAAGAAAAGGUAUGUCAUUCAUUAUCUUGCGUUAAAACAGGUACUAGAUAAUGGACUUCGACUUAAAAAAGUGCAUAGGAUUCUGAGUUUUGAGCAGAAGCCUUGGCUCAAACCAUAUGUUGAAUUUAAUACAGAGAAGAGAAAGCAGGCCAAGAAUGAGUUUGAGAAGCUUUUCUACAAGUUAUUAAUUAAUGCAGUAUAUGGUAAGUGCAUCGAGCGAGAACGAUCUCGCGUUGAUGUGCGAUUAGUGAAUAAAUUUACUGGUCGAUAUGGAGCAGAAGCACGUAUAGCUCAACCAAAUUUUCAUAGUUGUGCUAUCUUUGAUGAAAAUUUGGUUGCUAUACAGCUAAAGAGAACAAGUAUUACAAUUAAAAAACCAAUAUACGUUGGUCUCAGCAUUCUCGAUAUGUCUAAAACAUUGUUAUACGAUUUUCAUUAUUCGUAUAUGAAGCGGCGACUUGGGGAAAAAUGUAAACUCCUUUACACCGACACAGAUAGUCUAAUAUAUGAAGUUGAUGACGUGGAUAUGUAUAAAAUAAUGAAAGAAGACUUGCACAAAUUUGAUACUUCUGAUUACAAAGAGAACAAUCAAUUUGGAAUUCCACGUGUCAAUAAAAAAGUGCCUGGAUUAAUGAAAGAUGAAUGCAAUGGCAAGAUUAUGACAGAAUUUAUUGGUUUACGUAGCAAAAUGUAUAGUAUUUUGAUAGAUGGAUCUGAGACUGUGAAAAAAGCCAAAGGCAUAAAGUCAAGUGUUGUGAAGAAAACAAUCACGUUCGAAGAUUAUCGAAAAUGUCUUGAAGAACAAAUUAUUGUUAAACGUGAGCAGUGCAACAUUCGCUCUAAAUUACACAUAGUGCAUACUGAAAAACAGAACAAAAUAGCACUAAGUCCGCAUGAUGAUAAAAGAUACUUAUUACCUCAUAGCACAGACACUUUGCCUUGGGGUCAUUACCGAAUUAUUGAGGAGCAGAUGGCACUGGCUGUAAGUCAAAUGGAGAAGGAUGAAAAAAUGGCUGAUACAAGAGGAGAAAGAGUGGGGGAGAUGGAAUUGGAGAAGGGGUAUGAAGCGACCAAUACUAAAGAAGAAAGCGAGAGAGCAAUGGAGAGGGGGAGCGAAUUGUCCAAUGAAAACAGUGCAGCACGAGUGGGGAUGACACUUUAUGGCGAUACAGGCGAACAAAUCUUUAUAGAAUACGAUGUUUGUGAGGAGCUAAUGCACGAAUGGAAUCCAUCGAUGGAGGGGGCAUCUUCCAAUAGAAGAGAUAUUCUACAAGAGGCUAUGGAAGGGGCAGACAUCGUGGUGGGGAAUGGGCUAUAUGAACCGACGCACCACGGUGAAGAGCACAUUCGAGCAGUCGAGCUUGAAAAUUACCUACCUUUGGAGAAGAAACCAAGACUCACUUAACAUUUUCAAAAUGGAUCUAUCUGCACUUAACAAAAUUGCUGAGCGCGAGUUCUUGCCUAAGAAGAAAGUCACGGACUUAGAAAAAGAUCAUGAGUACAUGGUGACUGCACUCAAGGAGGUGAAGACUAGAUUCGGCACGAAGAUCGUGGCCGAGAUUGAUGACAGCUUUCAAAUAUUUCUGCCAGAAAAGAUUUCAUCAGCAAUCUUGAAAGAUCAAGAACUUUUCAAUAAUCUUUCAAACACAGCAAAUAAACUUAGUUUAUUUAUAACAUAUCAGGGUGGAACUUCUUUUAAGUUCACCACAUGCUAAAAUAAUGAAAUACAA
Molecule: messenger RNA, 1732 nt
Organism: Nasonia vitripennis (jewel wasp)
Lineage: Eukaryota; Metazoa; Arthropoda; Insecta; Hymenoptera; Pteromalidae
Exons: 2
Coding region: 1310-1717 (135 amino acids)
Source: RefSeq, a predicted model, not a curated record